Molecule: messenger RNA, 739 nt
Organism: Macrosteles quadrilineatus (aster leafhopper)
Lineage: Eukaryota; Metazoa; Arthropoda; Insecta; Hemiptera; Cicadellidae
Exons: 4
Source: RefSeq, a predicted model, not a curated record
AUGUCUGACAUUUCGGACGAUUUAGCAAAGAAAGCUUCAGAGAUAACCAAAAACCUCCUUCCAGAGAAAUCAAGAGAGAGGUAUGAAGAGGAGUUCAGGAAGUUUGUGGACUGGUGCCAAGGACACAAUGUUUUACCAAAGAAUGCAAUAGAAAGAAAAUCAAAAAAGAUCGGUCUGAAGCAUGGGGAACCUGGUGGAUGUGAUGUCGCCAAGCGAUUAAUGGUGACAGCACUUCUGCCGCCUUGUCGAAUUCUCGAGGCAUUACGAGUAAUUGAAAGCUUGGUUGAAACAACAAAUGAUGAAUACAAAUCAAAGGCUAUGCGGCUGAUAGCAUAUUUCAAAGAUGAAUGGAUUGAAAAGGUGACGCCUGCAGCCUUUUCCGUGUUCGGCCAGAAGAACAGAACUAACAACUGUCAAGAAACACUGAAUAGGAACAUUAAUCGUAGCAUCACGCCUCAAGGAAACGCUUGGGGCUUUUGGGGUAAGUUGCUGGCAAUUUCGGUGAAGGAAACAAAUUACUUCACUCAGUUGAGUCGAGGGAGGGACUGCGCUAGAGGAAGAAAGAAUAAGUGGCUGCUGCAGGAUGCGGAUAUUGCAAAAAUUCAAGAGAAAAUCAACAACCAUGUAAUAUCAAUGGCAGAGUUUUUAUCCGCUGCGAUUCACAAAAUAUCAACUCUUGCGGAAUCGUACCAGCCAGGCGACGCUGACGAUGAGAUAGAGCUGCACAAUUUACAACCAG